Molecule: messenger RNA, 1558 nt
Organism: Aedes aegypti (yellow fever mosquito)
Lineage: Eukaryota; Metazoa; Arthropoda; Insecta; Diptera; Culicidae
Exons: 4
Coding region: 338-1249 (303 amino acids)
Biological process (GO): positive regulation of DNA-templated transcription
Cellular component (GO): nuclear body
Source: RefSeq, a predicted model, not a curated record
UUAUGACAGACAUGUGAUACCAAAACCACUGUACACCGUGAUAUCAUAUGUCUGUCACCCAGUAUCAAGGUGGUAUCACGCAAGCAUCUUAGUACCGUAUCAUGGUCUGCGGGCGUUGUACUGUACCAACGUACAGCAAAUGGAAGUGCCAUCAGCGCUUUUUCCAGCCAGUAGCGAAACCGUGAACUAAAAUUUUCCAUUCGUUUGACGUUUGUGAAAAGUAAACAUAAACAAAAAUCCAAAACAAUCUAGCACUAGCGAGAUCGUAAAUUACGAUUACGAUUAAAUUCAGUUUAAUUGUUUGAAAUCAGUUUAAUUAGCUUUAGUGCCGAAGAACAUGAGCUCCCAGAAGGUGACGAAAAAGAUCGAGAAGAUUAGUGAGAAAAAGCCAUUAAAAGUGCUAAGUUCCGAUGAAAUCAACAGAGUCAUCGAUGUGUGGAGUGAAAAUGUGGACGCCUUGCGCAAAACUUGCAAGAACUCACAUAUUUACUUAAAAAUGUGUGAGCAACUACGGAGCUAUGGCAUCCGUUUGACUCCAACCGAAUUGCGCAACCGAAUCCACAAUUUGUCCAGAAGAUACAGGGCCGAGAAAAACAAAAUGGGAGUGUCCGGAGGAACACGGUCAACCUGGACCUAUUUUGAGGCCCUCAAUUGUUUUUUGAAAAGCUUCAAGCAAAACAAUAUGACCGAAUUAAUGGACGAGAGCUUUGUUGCCGACUCGAAAGCAGCAUCCAAACAUCCGGAAGCCAUAGAAGAACCGGAAUGUAUGGAAUUUGCGGAAAGCAUGAGAGAUGAUCCGGAAGGCAUGAAAGAUCCGGAGAAUCCGGCAGAAAGCAUGGAUCUGCAAGAGAAGGAAGAUUUCGAAGGUGAACUCUUGGAUGAUGAUUCCGAAUAUUGUGUGCUGUACACACAGGUGUCCGAGCCAGAAUCUCCCCGGUCACCUUUGUCAACAAUUUCGCAGGAUUUUCUCAACAACGAUGAACCAGCCACGUCAUCAGCGGGACCGUCGAAAUCUCCAUCAACAUUCGGUGAACCAUCAGCUACUCCAUCAACUUCGAAGACACGAGCCAAAUUUGCUCCACCUAAACGCGGAAAAAAGAACAUUCAAGAACGAUUGUUGGAUUUGGCGGAGAAGGAGAAUGAGAAAUUUGAAACCUUCAUGUCAGAAAGCUUGGCAUAUGAUCAGCAAAUAAUUGAGCAGAUGAGACAGAAUAAUGAACUACUCAAGAAAGUUAUCGAAAAGAUGUAAUUUCAGGUUUAAAGACAGGUGUUCGAAAGAAAAUAGGUCGGAAGGACAAAAGGUCGAAACUUAAAUGCCUCAUUAAAAUUCUUCCUCAUUUCUUAAUAUGCUUUCAUCCUUUUGUACCUCUUUUUUUUGCUUUUUGACCUUUUGUCCUCUUGACGAUUUAUAUUUCUGCCGUUUGUUGUUUUGGCCUUUCGUGUAAUAUUCGUUAUUCGAUUUUGGUUAAUUCAAUCAUUCACAUUAUUUUUAAGUAUACUAUAAUGAUAAAAUCAUUAUAUUUCAAUAUGUAUUCAAACUAAAUCGUUCGCUGAAUAA